This is a messenger RNA of Vitrella brassicaformis, 2845 nucleotides long. Lineage: Eukaryota; Vitrellaceae. The record is from the annotation of a GenBank genome assembly.
GUUGACUUGACAUUCAUUCACAUGAACCGCGCAAUCUUCGCAUAGACAUCCCUAUCCUGCACGCCGACAUCCAUCCCAUAGGUAUCCAUUUUCCUAGCUAGCUAUACAUCCAUCCAUCCAUACAGCAUGCCAUGCAUCCCUCUACUAUCCUUCACAUUACACUAACCGCCAUCUCUCCUCGUUGGCUUCAUUACCAGACCAGCCCGCCAGCCAGCCAGCCAGCAGUGCCAUAGCAGGUGUGAGAACGUUGUGUGUCGGUGGUCGACUGGCUGGCAAAAAUGAACGUUGCUCGGCUCGGCUCGCCUCGCCGCAUCUUGCCGGCUGCACAGGCGUCCGUCCGUCCCUCACACGGCUUUCUUGGUCGCAGUGAUCAUGCCGUACUGCAUCAGACCCUCCUUGAAGGCCUGCAUGGAACACACAUACACGCGCAAGCAACAGCCAUGAACGUAAUCAAUCAUACACGCGUGUGCUGCAGCAGGCAGGCUGUUACGUUACCUGAUGCAUUCUGUUGAGGCACCAGGCGUCACGCACGCACUUCCAAUAGAACCUGGCCAGCCAGAUUCACACGCAGAGAGAGACAUACGUUUGGUUGACGUGUGCAGGUGUAGGUGGUUGGUGGUGCUUGUACAGACUUCGGUUUGGUGAGCCAUGGGAGAGGGUCUUUGAUGCCCAGCCAGAUCUGGUGUCGCCAGCUGGGGAGCGUCUGCUGGGCCCAGUCGGCCGUCUCGAUGUUCUCCAUCACACCUGACACACAAGCAAUCGAUCAACAUACUGGUGGGAAGGCGUGGUGGGUUUGGUGGGUGUGUGGCUACUUACCUGUGUCUUGCAGCAUCUCGACAAACUGGGGCACUGAUGUGAAGAAGGGAUGGCUCCACUCUGCAGUGCAUUGCACCCCACUCACACACGCAAUGGAUGGAUGCGUUCACCACGCAUGCACACAUCCACAUACACACCGACCGGAGUAUAAGUAGUCGAGUCUUCUCCGUUCCCGCUUGGUGAACGGCUUGUCGGUGUCGUCACGUUGGCUCCAUACAGCCACCACCUACACAUACGUACACACAUAGAUAGAUGUACCACACACACACCAGCCAUAGUUGUCUGUCGACAUUGCCGGCUGGCUGCUGUGGUCACCGACCAGUCUGCCGCCUGGCUUGAGCACACGCGUCAUCUCCUGGAUCGCCCUGUGCACACACAGACAGACAGACACAGACAGACAGACAGAAGUGCCCCUCUGUAUGUGUGAGUGUGUGUCGAGUAGAGUUGGUUCACUUUUGUUUGUCGGGCAUGUGCUCUGUCGACUCGCAAACCCACACAAAGUCGAAGGUGUUGUCGGGGACAGUCAUCUUCAUGCCAUCCAUCACCUACAAACACAGACACACAGACAGACAGACACCCGGCAAGCCGCGUGUAAGCGAAGGCUUGUCCGCCUUCCCUCCCGACACACUCACCAUGAAUUUGCAGCUGUCAGACACGCCCUGCUCUGUGGCCAACUCAUUCGCACGGGCGAUCUGCUCACACACAUACACACACAUGCAGGACGAUCCCACCCCACACAGCCUUCUGUGUGCUGUCUGCUUACUUGGUUGGGCGAGAUGGCGAUGCCGAGUAUUCUUGAUUGUGGUCCGAAUGCCUUAGCGAGAAUCCGUGCAGUGCCGCCGAUGCCGCAGCCGAGGUCCAAUGUGUCCUUCGGAGGGUUGAAGACGUCAACCUUGGCGAACUCCAACAUCUUGAGGACGAAAUCGUCCUUGGCCUGGGUCAAAGACAAUCCGAUACAUGGGCGCCCCCACGUCACGUGUGAGGGUGCAUAGCAUGUGUGGGUGGCGUGUUUGCCUGUUUGAAGUCUUUUCGCCAUGAGCCCUUCCGCCUGUCUUCAUCAUCAUAGUACCUGAGAGGCAAGGCAAGCAGAGCAGCCGGCAUCAUUGCAAUUCAGCGGCAGGGUGGGUGAAUGUGUACGUGACGUGGUUUGACCUCACCCACCCGAGGUGGACGUGUUCGCCCCAGUAGUGUUCGAGUAUGCCUUCCUCUGUCCACGCAUCGUACUCGCGAGCCACAGACCCUUCCGCCCUCUGAUUUACAGCAGACAGACACACAUCGGCGUCUUCGUCGUGGAUGGAUGCGUCGGGGACCGUGCAUUCUCACGUCGUAUGGUCUGCUUGGCGUGUCCAGGACCUUCUUGACAGCCACACCAGCAGCCAGCGCCGCCACACCAGCGGCAACUGAACCCACCACAGCACAGCACACAUGUGACCCUCAAGAUUGAUUCAUUCAUCGGGUGGUGCUGCACUGCCUCACUGCCUGCCUCACCGCCCAUCCCAGCAGGUGUCUUUGAGAAAGUGGCUGCCUUCUCGGCCACCUUGACGGCCACCUUACUCGCAUCGCCAGCCACCUUGCUCGCACUCUCAGCGACCUUGGUGGCGGUCUCGGCCACCUUGGACAAAGUGGAUGCCUUCUCGGCCACCUUCACGACCUCGGUACCCGCACUCGCACUCUCGGCCACCUUUGUCGCGGUCUCAGCCACCUUCGCGGCACUCACCAUGCGCAACUGGCGUGCAUUUGGCCGGCGUCGUAUUGAUGGUGGUGCUGUAUCAAGGCCAUUACGUAAUCUUGGUGGCUGCAAACACGGCACGACAUUCAAGAUCCAUCGAUCAUAGAGGACUUGCAGGCGUCUGUGUGUCUGUGUGUCUGUGCAUCUGCAUACCUGUGCAGAGGAGGCGAUGAAGAGAGGGGAGUGUCGUGUAGAUCUGUGCAGAGAGGAGGACGCGCUGACGGUCCUCCAUGCUGCUAGAAGGGAGAGCGCUGCAGCCCAGCCAAGGCUUCCCAUUGUCGGUCUCCUCAUGAGUUUAUA